AUGAAUCAAGAUUCAAGUGGACAAACUGGAUGGUUGUUUUAUCUACAUUCGAAACUUGGCAUUAAAGAUAAUAAAUACUUAUCGGUUUUAAACUACUCAUUAAUAUACGUCAUUUCAUCAUCAUCAUCAUCAUCAUCAUCAUCAUCAUCAUCAUCAUCAUCAUCAUCAUCAUCAUCAUCAUCAUCAUCAUCAUCAUCAUCAUCAUCAUCAUCAUCAUCAUCAUCAUCAUCAUCAUCAUCAUCAUCAUCAUCAUCAUCAUCAUCAUCAUCAUCAUCAUCAUCAUCAUCAUCAUCAUCAUCAUCAUCAUCAUCAUCAUCAUCAUCAUCAUCAUCAUCAUCAUCAUCAUCAUCAUCAUCAUCAUCAUCAUCAUCAUCAUCAUCAUCAUCAUCAUCAUCAUCAUCAUCAUCAUCAUCAUCAUCAUCAUCAUCAUCAUCAUCAUCAUCAUCAUCAUCAUCAUCAUCAUCAUCAUCAUCAUCAUCAUCAUCAUCAUCAUCAUCAUUAAUUCAUAUUUCUAAAUUGAUUGUACUGCAAAUGUAA
Molecule: messenger RNA, 537 nt
Organism: Schistosoma rodhaini
Lineage: Eukaryota; Metazoa; Platyhelminthes; Trematoda; Strigeidida; Schistosomatidae
Source: the annotation of a GenBank genome assembly